Messenger RNA from Planococcus citri (citrus mealybug), 5663 nucleotides. Its product is annotated as lysine-specific demethylase 4A-like. Bases 317 to 4204 code for a protein of 1295 amino acids. NCBI's taxonomy places the organism in Eukaryota, Metazoa, Arthropoda, Insecta, Hemiptera, Pseudococcidae. Gene Ontology annotation, biological process: chromatin remodeling; regulation of gene expression. The transcript has 17 exons. Gene Ontology annotation, cellular component: chromatin; nucleus. The record is from RefSeq and is a predicted model, not a curated record. Gene Ontology annotation, molecular function: histone H3K9 demethylase activity.
UCGAUAAUGGCGUCAACUUUGGUUUGCACACAACAAACCUUUCUAUAUUAACCUGAAUGACGAUAUAUGUCAUAUAACUUUUAAACUUUGUCGCCGGUUGUGAAUUUUAUAUCAUCAUUAUGCGUUUUGAAAACUGCUGUGUUCGUCAUUAGUAACGAACGUUCGAUUUUAAUUAAGUAAUUCGCCGUGUAUACUGUGUUUUCAUUUUGUGAAGAACUCGAUACAAAUGUUAUGAAGUUUUCCUCUGAAAACUAUUGAAAACGUACUCGAAGAAGAGUUUCUUAUUUUCAAAUAAAUGAUCCUUGAUUGAUUAAAAAUGGGUACCACAGAUGAUAACAAUUCAGCCAAUGGCACCCCGAAGAUUAUGGUAUUUCAUCCUACGUACGAAGAAUUCAAAGAUUUUUCAAAAUAUAUCGCCUAUAUCGAAUCUAAAGGAGCACAUAAAGCUGGUCUUGCUAAAAUCAUACCUCCGAAAGAAUGGGUGCCCAGAAAAGCUGGUUAUAAUGUAGAGGACAUAAAAGUUACGAUCCCAGCUCCGAUAUGUCAAGUUGUUACCGGUAAACAAGGCUUUUAUCAACAAAUAAAUAUUCUGAAAAAUGCGAUGACAGUUCAGGAGUACAAACAGAUGGCCGAAAGUAAAGACUACGCGACUCCUAGUUUUUUCAAGUACGAAGACUUGGAAAGGAAAUAUUGGAAAAACAUAACUUACGCAGCUCCGAUCUACGGCGCAGAUGUAUCUGGCUCUAUUACCGAUCCCGAUUGUGAUGUUUGGAAUAUAAAUCGUCUUGGAACCAUUCUAGACUACGUUAAUGAAGAUUAUGGUAUCAGUAUCGAAGGUGUAAAUACCGCAUAUCUGUACUUCGGUAUGUGGAAAACAAGUUUUGCGUGGCACACCGAAGAUAUGGAUUUGUACUCGAUUAAUUACUUACAUUUCGGAGCACCGAAGACUUGGUACGCCAUUCCACCGGAGCACGGACGCAGAUUAGAACGACUUGCGCAAGGAUUCUUCCCGUACGCGACAUCAUGCCCAGCCUUUUUACGACACAAGAUGUUUAUUAUAUCGCCUCAUAUUCUGCGACAGUAUUCGAUCCCUUUCAAUAAAAUCACUCAAGAAGCUGGUGAAAUCAUGAUUACAUUUCCUUACGGAUAUCACGCUGGGUUUAAUCAUGGUUUUAAUUGCGCCGAAUCGACGAAUUUCGCUACUGAAAGAUGGGUCGAGUAUGGUAAAAGGGCAACUCAAUGUAGCUGUCGCGACGAUACGGUGAAAAUCAGUAUGGAUACGUUCGUUAAACGAUUUCAACCAGAAAAGUACGAAUUAUGGUUACGCGGAUUAGAUAUCGGACCUCAUCCCGAAGAUCCUACGCGUCAUUCUGCUGCCCCUGCGCCUUCAGAACUCGACAUCCUUUGCAAUAAAAACAACACAGGAUUACCGGUCGAUUACGCUGCGAACAAAAAACGAAUUCCGCUAACCGAGAAGAGACAAGUAUUGAAGUCGGGUAUAAUGGGUUCUACUGGUACAAUAGAUGUUCCUAAUGAAGUGAAGAGAGCUCUGAUGGAGCACUUUGAUACAAUCGAAAUUUCAGAAGAAGAACCAGAUGAGCAAAUGUUGGAAGUUUUGGAAGAUUUGUACGUGAAAGCUGGAGAAAUUGAUGCAUCUCAAGCGUCGAUUGCUGACGACGGAGCCAUUGACGGAAGUAAAAAAGCUAGACGUAAGAAGAAAUUGAAAACCAAGCCGAUAGUUCGACUGGUCGAUUGUUUGAGUAAUCCAGAAGUAAAGGGCAUGUACAACGCUCCGGCAAAUAUAGAAAACAUAAAAACUGAACCUGAUGAAGAUGCAGAUUCCAGUCCUCAGAACAAUUAUUAUUCGAGUAGUGACGAAGAAUACAGUUUAUCGAGUAAGAAACGCAAGAAGAAGAAAUCGAAAAAAAGUAAAACGUCCGGACCGAGAAAUGCGAAAAACAAGGCGAAAGAAACUCCGAAAUCAAACAACAUCGUUUUAUGGAAUGCCAGCGAUGAAUCACCUAUCAAAAUUGAAGACGAAUGUAUGAAUAAUUUGCAGUCCUUUUCGGAAAUAUGCUGCAAGGCAGAUCCGCUCGAGAUAAAAGAUGAGAAAGACUCCGACGGGCAGUGUUCGCAAUCUCAGUUCCCUUUGAAUAACGAAUCAGUCGAAGUAAAGGAAGAAAUCGAAAGCGUUGACGAUGCCCGAAACAUUGAUAGCGAGCGAAGUAAAGAAAUCUUGAAAAUGAACUCAUUCUAUCAGAAAUUUUACGCCAAAAACAGUAAUUCGGAUACUGCUACGCAGGAAGGUGCCCCUAUUUCAUCGCAACCCAUUUCUAGUCAUAAAGAUAACACUUCCAAAACUAAAGAUAAGAAACACAAACACAAAGAUACCUGUCAUAAAAGCAAAAAGAUUCGAACCGAUAAUGGAAGCAAAUUGAAAGAUUUACUAACUCGUAACCAAAAUAUCCCCGAAGAUCCACUUCAAGCUUCUGACAAUUUAUCCGUUUAUAAUAAUAAUAUUUCGUCCAACGACGAAUACAAGGUUAACAACAUCAAUGAUAUAUUUCUAAGCAGUAUAAGUGCCCCAGAAUACGAAGUAGAGUUGGAAACGACGCCGUUGGAUCAUCUCACUAAGCAAGAUCAAAUUACAGUUUUGAAAGUCGAGUCUUCGGAACCGUGGAAUCGUUAUCCACCGCCGUUAAAGCAAGAAAUUACGUUGGAGAGUAAAAUGGAUAAUAAAGUUAUCAACAUAGAUGUUGAUAAUUUGAAAGCCAUCAAGGAGAAAAUGUUCACAACCGACACAGGAUCGAAUUUCAUUGAAAUCGUGCAUAGUCAGCCGUACAGACAAUCUGUCGAUCAGUCUAGUGCUUCGCAAAUUUUGAGGAAUAAAUCGCAGAAUAGGAAUUAUCUAGCAAGUGUUACGAAUCAAAGUGAUGAUUCCGAUUCAAGAAUUGAAAUUACUUCCGAUGUUCGCGCUGCUGGUGAUGAUGAAGAGACGAUUCUUUUAAGUGAACCAAUUCCCUACAGACCGCCAGGUCUCUGUUCGACUUCCUCCCUCCCUGUACUGAGACGGAAAGAAUUCAUUAGAGACGCUGUCAUCGGAGGCGAGAAAAAAAUGAAUUUCGAAACGGAAGUAGGGUUGAAUUUAUUUUGCAGUAGAAAAGAACCGUAUUGCGCCCUAUGCUCGGUAUUUACUACAAAAUCUGAAGAUAACGUUUUGAUAUCGACGUGGAAGCAUCACGCGAAAAUUAAUCAUAAUUUACCAGAACAAAGUUUAGCCGUUUUUUAUUCCAAAUUUACUUUCAGCCAGCCGCAGUUGGCCACUUUAUUAAAAUGUAGUCAAUGUUCCUUAUGUGUUCAUGAUACCUGCUACAGUGUGAAAACAACCAAUCCGUCGAAUUGGUUGUGCGAUAGAUGCAAGGGAAAUGAACUUACCAAAAAUUGCGUCCUAUGUUCGAUUCGUUGUGGCCCGUUGAAAAAACUCAAAGAUGGUAAUUGGGUUCACAUUCUGUGUAACGCAAUCAGUUGUAAAUCCGCCGCAUACCGUCCUAAUUGUACCUUUCAAACCGUAUAUAAAGUUGCCAAAAUAUGCCAUAUAUGCAAAUUGAGUAUGGGUUCGUGUAUCAAAUGCACCCACGCAAAUUGUAAAAAAUGGUUCCACGCAUCCUGCGGUGUUUUGGCUGGUUACAGAUUCAACUUCGAGCAGAGGAAAUUAGUAUCUUUUUGUCGCAUUCAUCGACAUGAUGCGAAAAAACUCGAUGAUUUCGAGGAAUUGAAAUGGAUCAAAAAAGGAGAUAAUAAUAAAUAUUAUCGCGGUCGUAUUCUACAAGAGUAUCGGCAACAUUUCUUGGCCGUAUGUUUUUCCGAUGGUUCGAUCAAAUGCGAUGUUAAACCAGAUGAAAUCAAAGCUUCGGAAAAUGGCCAGCAGCUGAAUAUUAAUGACGUAGUUGUCGUAUCUAAUGCCGGAGUGGGUAAUUUAAUCGGCAGUAUUGAGAAAACUGUUUCGUGCAAGGUGAAAUUCGAAAGCGGAGAGGAAGCAGUUGUACCAGUUGGUUAUAUUUUAACCGAUACCGUUAAAGAGGUAAUACCGUGGUCGUCGGAUGUAACCCAAGUGGUAUCCCCGGAAACAUCCCAAGAAGUAUCCGAAAUAAUCAACUUAGAUGAUGAUGACGACGACGACGAUAAUAGUGAUACCCAAUCUUAAACAGGAGGAAUAAUCGUUUUAAAAAUCGUUUACCAAUGUAAUAUAUGAGAUCUCCUAUAGUAACAAAAAUACGAAUAAGUGCAGUUGGCUGUGUAUAAUAUGUUUGAUUAAUUAAUUGUUUACCCGCGUAAUUGAAUCGGAUAUUCGAUUUUACGCGUCAUAUAUCUCGUAAGUUUUAGUUUUUAUGUUUUUCAUUUCGUCGUUGAAAAAAAUACCCUCGCGCCAACCUCAAUUUUUGAAUAAUGCGUUGACGUGUGACGUAAAUCGUAUGUUGUUUUAAUCGCGAUUAUUUCAAUAAAAAUGUGUAUCUUUAGAAUAAAUUUGCAGUAUUUCCACUCAUCGCAGACCUAAUGCCACACGUAUCCAAAAGGUAAAUAUUUUUUUUGAUCCAAAGUUGUAAUUUAAUACCUUACUCAUGAAUUUCAUUGUUUUUUGUUUAUUGAUUCUGAAAAUCGAUAUUUUCAAACUCGCUGGCGACCACUGGCAUAUUAUUCCUCCUGAAUGAUUUUUGUUGUUGUUUUUUUUAAACAAUAAUUCGCAUUUUUCUACUUGAAAUUUAAGUAAUUUGUUAUGGAGUGAAAAUGGAUGAAAUUUUCGAAUUCAGCAUUCCUCUAGUAAUUCGAAAACUAUCCAUUUUUUCUUUACUACAAAAGCUUACUGUCGGCCAGUCUUUAAUAUAAUUUUUAAACUAUCGUUUUGUUCAAUUUUUAAAAUUUUGUUUCUCGUUUCCGUGAUAUUUUAAACAAUGAAGAAUUAUAAUCCAGUAGUACCGUGUCAUUUUAUAAUUCGUAUGUUCGAUUCGAUUGCGCACCUUUGAUUGAUAUAAUAUUCUUCUUUUUUUUUCACUUAUCUUAAGGGAUUUUCUCUUCGCAUAACUUUUUAUAUUUUAGUAAUUUUGUUUUCGGUUUUUAAUUAAUAUUGACGUAAUUAUGCUUUCAUUGUGUUCUUGAUUUUUUUCAUUUUUUUGUUUUCGUUUUUCUUUGUCACAUUCUUUUUUUAUUCUCAAGUUUUAUGGAAUGAAGUGGUUCGUAUUGUGUGAAGUUUACUGGGAUGUGAAUUUUUUGAUUUAAUGGUGUCGGGGAUUUAUAGAAGCAAGCAAUUUUUAUUUGAGAAAGAUUAUUUUUCUCGUUUCGUGUUUUUCGUGUUUUAAUUAUAAUUUAUGUAAUUCACUUAUGAACAGUAUUUUGUAAUAAUUUCGUCUUAGCAAAUUACUAACUAUACGUAUUUUUUGAUGUAGUAAGUUUCGUUAAUUUGCAUUAUACCAUAUUUAUUACGUAGGUAAUGAAAAACCCUAUUCGAAUCUUAUUUUUAAAAAAUGCCAUGUACGUGUAUUAUAAUUUUUUUUAAGUUGGAAUAUUGUUUCUCUUGUAGGCAAGGUCUAGAUUAUGUUUCCCUUCCUGUAAUUUAUGAAUAGCGUGAAGAAUUUUACUAGUAAUCAGAAUAAAUUUAUUCAGUUGAA